This is a messenger RNA of Colletes gigas, 4246 nucleotides long. RefSeq names its product ribonuclease 3 (gene drosha). Gene Ontology annotation, molecular function: double-stranded RNA binding; ribonuclease III activity. Gene Ontology annotation, cellular component: nucleus. The record is from RefSeq and is a predicted model, not a curated record. The transcript has 12 exons. The coding region runs from base 201 to 4115 and encodes 1304 amino acids. NCBI's taxonomy places the organism in Eukaryota, Metazoa, Arthropoda, Insecta, Hymenoptera, Colletidae. Gene Ontology annotation, biological process: rRNA processing; primary miRNA processing; regulation of gene expression.
UCGACGAUGUAGAGUAAUAUUUUAACAGAAUGGAAUUUAACAGAAUUAUCAAUUUGAACGAAUAUUAAAAAAGAUUGAGAGAAAUUGUGCUAUAAACGAUUUACUUUUACACUUUUCUUUUAGCAUUGAAAUUUAGAAUUAGUGCAUUAAAAAAGAUCGAAUAUCGUUGGGGCACGUAUACAUCUUUGCAAAGCUUCAAAAUGGCAAAUCCUCCAAAUGCUGGCCAAUCUUAUUUCUGGAGUUCGGAAGUUUCUCAGCCACAAAACAUGGGAUAUUAUUCCGUGCCACCGCCAAGUUUUCCGCCACCAAAUUUUAGACAACCACCGCCGUCCUACAAUGUGCCAGUGUCCACUAUUCCAGAAAAUAAAGCCACCAAUUUCGGUUCAUCCUAUCAUUCGGUGGCAACUUGUUACCAAAGUGGAGUUCCAAAUUCUUAUUCCGAUGUUUCUUAUCAGAAUCAAAUAGACACGCAGUACGGUAAUCAAAAUUUUGGACUCUCCGGUUAUUCUCAACCGGUGGCUGGAAAUUUUAAUUCAAAUUGGGACAGCAGGAACACCUAUCAAAAUAGUACUAGCCCCGAAUGGAUUUCCAACAAUUACUCCUCCGAUUGGAACAAAUAUCAAAGUGAUAAAAAUUCUUGGAACGAAUCGAACAAAGUACAAGAAGAUGGCGGGAAGUCUAUAUGCAAUAAAUACAAUGAAUUUACGAGUAGUAGAAAAUCCGAAUGGAGAUACAGGGACAAAGAAUCUUCCAGUAGUCGUACAGUUAGUAGCAAACGAUCUAGGAGUCCUGAAUGUAGAUCCAGAUCUAGUAGAUCGCCUCAUCGGUCCAGAUAUGACUCUCAAAGAGACAGACCUUCUAAAUACCACAAAAAUAGUUCAAGCUCUAGAGAACGUUCGCACAAUGAAGAAAGUUCGGAUAGAAGAUCGUCUUACAGGAGAAACAAUUCCUACGUACCACGUUCUCAAAGAUCAUUUACGAGUCACAGAAGUAGGAAAAGGUCAAGAUCUCAAGAAUCUUACUCUACUAAAGCCAGUAGCCCGAGUAAUAGUUCCUCUAGUAAGAGGGAUUUAACGGAGAGGGAAUUACUUCUAGAAAAAUAUAGGCAAGAUUAUUGCGCGACUAGCAAAGAUAUGGAAAGGAAAAUGGAUGAGUUAUCUGCUAUGGGGCCUGAAGGUAUUAUGGAAAAUGCAAGGAAAGUCUGGACGCGUACAGCGCCGGCAGAUUUGUAUUAUAGUAGAGAUGAAAGUAAUUCGAAAGUAAUGAGAGGCACGCUUAAAUUGUACGAAUUGUGCGAAUUAUUUAAGAAAGUAUUAAUUGAUAGAGCCACGGCUGCAAGAGCUUUGCAGCCUCCUUACGAGCCACCUCCGCGGAAGACUAGAGCUCGUCUAUGCAGACACAAAUCGGAAGUGUGUAGCAGCUCUUCUUCCGACAGCGAUAGCUCGAUGGACGAGGACGACAGAACAAUGGAAGAAUUAAUGGCAAAGAAGCAGCAUCCGCAAAGAUUGCAUCCUGAAAUGUGGUUCAAUGAUCCUGGAGAAAUGAACGAUGGACCGUUAUGCAGGUGUAGCGCGAAAUCAAGAAGAUCUGGAAUUAGACACGGAAUUUAUGCCGGAGAAGGUGCAAUAAAUAAAUGCAAUUUAAAUUCGAAUAACGCUGAUAAAUUAUGUCAUUAUCGGAUUACCAUUAGUCCACCAACGAAUUUUCUUACCAAAACACCGACAAUUAUCAAGCACGACGAACACGAAUUUAUAUUUGAGGGAUUCUCUAUGCUCUCCCAUUUUCCUCUAGUAAAAUUGCCGACUUGCAAAGUGAUUAGAUUUAAUAUAGAGUAUACAAUUCUUUAUAUAGACGAAAAACUGCCAGAAAAUUUCACCAUCCAGGAACUGGAUUGUUUUCAAACAUACUUGUUCAAGGAAAUAUUGGAACUCGUAGAUUUCGAUUUACAAGCGGCGCAAGAUAAAUCCGGCUGCGGACAGUUCCAUUUUAUGCCAAGAUUCGUACGCGACUUAGCCGACAAUGGACAAGAAAUCUUAUCGAUGAACGAGGUUUUAAAUUAUUUAAUAAAAAGUAGUAAACUGUUAAUAGAUCCAGAUGAUCUACCUAGGUUAGUAGAAAUGCCGCAAUAUAAGUGGCAAAAUUUCGCCGAUGAGGUGAAGGGCAUGAUCGUUACAUAUCCGGGGAAAAAGCCGUGUAGCGUUCGUGUCGAUCAAUUGGAUAGAAGCCAAACCGAUCAACCGUCCGGUGCAAUUGCUCAUCCCGAGAUUGUACAUUUUGGAAUUAGACCGCCGCAGCUUAGUUAUGCAGGAAACGCAGACUAUCAGAAAGCAUGGAGGGACUAUGUGAAAUUUCGUCAUCUAUUAGCAAACAUGCCGAAACCUUCGUUUGAAGAUAAGAGAAGGCUAGAAGCGAAAGAGAACAAGCUCCAAGAAUUAAGAACUCAGAGUAAAAUGAAGCGUGACGUUACCGUGGAUGUUAGUUCCGAAGGAUUUUAUAGAACCGGAAUAAUGUGCGAUAUAGUGCAGCAUGCCAUGUUAAUCCCUGUACUUGUUUGCCACCUUAGAUUUCAUAAGUCCUUGGACAAUUUAGAACGUACAUUGGGAUACCGAUUUAAGAACAGAUACCUCCUUCAAUUAGCGUUAACGCAUCCCAGUUACCGUGAAAAUUUUGGCACAAAUCCGGACCACGCGCGGAAUUCUUUGACCAAUUGCGGGAUAAGGCAACCCGAGUACGGGGACCGACGAAUUCAUUAUAUGAAUACACGGAAACGUGGUAUCAAUACGUUGAUCAAUAUAAUGUCAAGAUUCGGGGCGAGAACGGAAACUGAGUCUUCGAUAGCGCACAAUGAAAGAUUGGAGUUCUUGGGGGACGCGGUGGUCGAGUUUCUCACAUCGAUCCAUCUGUUCCAUAUGUUCCCCGAUUUGGAGGAAGGUGGUUUGGCUACUUACAGAGCAGCGAUUGUUCAAAACCAGCAUCUUGCCGUAUUAGCGAAAAAAUUAAACUUGGAAGAGUACAUGCUGUAUGCGCAUGGUAGCGAUCUAUGUCAUGAUUUGGAAUUGAGACACGCGAUGGCGAAUUGUUUCGAAGCGUUGAUGGGGUCCCUGUUUCUUGACGGAGGUAUAGAAGUCGCCGAUAGAGUGUUCGGAGAAACGCUUUUUAAGGACGAGGAAGAUCUUUCAAAAGUUUGGGUAAAUUAUCCUAAACAUCCUCUGCAAGAGCAGGAACCAACAGGCGACAGGCAAUGGAUACCAAGCUUUGAACUCUUGCAAAAAUUAACAAAGUUCGAAGAAUCCAUUGGUAUAGAAUUCACCCACAUACGUCUUCUAGCAAGAGCAUUUACCGAUCGCAGUAUAGGAUACACGAACCUAACGUUGGGUUCUAAUCAACGAUUAGAAUUUUUAGGAGACACCGUAUUACAACUCAUAGUUUCCGAAUAUUUGUACAAAUAUUUUCCAGAACAUCACGAGGGGCAUUUAUCUCUUUUACGAAGUUCUCUUGUAAAUAAUAAAACACAAGCAGUCGUGUGCGAUGAUUUAGGGAUGACUCAGUAUGCGCUCUACGGUAAUCCAAAGGCUGAACUGAAAACAAAAGACAGAGCAGAUUUGCUGGAAGCAUUUUUAGGAGCUCUUUACGUCGACAAGGGCUUGGAAUAUUGUCACGUUUUCUGCGACGUAUGUUUCUUCCCGCGUUUACAAGACUUCAUUAUGAAUCAAGACUGGAACGAUCCAAAAAGUAAAUUACAACAGUGUUGUCUGACGUUAAGAACAAUGGAUGGCGGAGAGCCUGAUAUUCCUGUGUACAAAGUGAUCGAGUGUAAAGGGCCAACGAAUACAAGAGUGUACACCGUUGCUGUGUAUUUCCAAGGGAAAAGAUUAGCAAAAGCUUCGGGUCAUAGUAUUCAAGAAGCAGAAAUGAACUCGGCUAAAGAAGCUUUAGAAAAAUCUCAAGAUUUGUUUCCGCAAUUAGACCAUCAAAAACGCGUAAUAGCGAAGAGCAUGAAAAUGCAACAAUGGCCGAACAAACACAAGACGCGGGGAAAGUCUAUGAAACCUACGGAUAGACACGACGAUUCCGAUUGCAGUCAACGUUCUAAAAGAAGUCGAAGCGAGGCAUAGCUAAUGAUUUGGCUACAUUAUCAGUAUCGUACUCCAUUAAUGUGGGACUACCUUUAUACAGUACACUUUUAUUCUUUUGAAUGAUUCUAUGACACAUUUGCAUAUUCGAUAAAAUAUCAUACAAGGUCCAG